Messenger RNA from Marchantia polymorpha subsp. ruderalis, 965 nucleotides. NCBI's taxonomy places the organism in Eukaryota, Viridiplantae, Streptophyta, Marchantiopsida, Marchantiales, Marchantiaceae. The record is from the annotation of a GenBank genome assembly.
UCGCUUGUCAGCAUAAGGGAAGGGGCUUAAGCGUCUGCUAUAUCUUAGCAGAUCAGAGUCUACCAAGUCCAGUCCUGGACAGCGAAAGCCCAUAUGAAUGGCGAGGCACGAAAAUCAUUACCAAGCCGGGUAAGCGCGAGAAAAUAUCACUUGGAAUUCCCUGCUCCUGAUUCAGAAGCUGCACUCUUAAUUUCUCGAGGCGCCGUGAUCACCUGACGAGCGUGAUGGUGAUUAAGAUACCUGCCAACAAGGUCUUCAUCUUGGUGGUGAUGGUGGUGAUCUUCGUGAGCUUGAGUUCCGAAGACGUGGACGCAUCGUCCCGAGAGUUAUUCAAAAGCCCGGGAAUCACGAUCGUGACGGCGGAGGAAGAUGUCAAAUCCUUCGAGAUGUCUGAACUUCCGACGACUUUCAAGCCAGGCGAUCUCAAGUCUAGACAUCAAGAGUUUCGUCGAAGACACAAGAGGCCUCUGAAGGGAGAACGGUCUACUCUGGGCAGACUGCUUGCUCCUGAAGACAGCACGGAACCGCCGUCUGAUGGCCCUGACUCAGGGGCCAUCAGAAAAGAAACAGAGUAUUCUGGACCCUGAAGGAACAAGCUCAUGGACCCUCCGGGGUCCUGAGGGCCCAUGAGUGCUAGCUUUUCUUGUGCCGGGAGAGAAUUAGUCCAAUCAUUUAUCGAAUAUAAAUAGACAACACCCACCUCAUGAUACAUACGUAUUAAUAUUCACGAUAGAAUACGAUCAGACUACAGCAAAUAUAUGCUUUCGUAUUCUACAAAAAAAAUUCACAGAAUUGUGCACGUGACAAAAGCUCUCGUGACGUAAAUACUCCGCUGAUUCUACUACCGAUGUGAUUACAUCAACUUGAAUAUGCUGUUCAUCGAGUCCCUACUCAUUCUUAGCUAUGUGUCUAGCGUCCAUCAUCUUUGCAAGUCGAUAAUUGCAGUGCUUCUGCAAGACAUCCCC